Molecule: messenger RNA, 2082 nt
Organism: Odontomachus brunneus
Lineage: Eukaryota; Metazoa; Arthropoda; Insecta; Hymenoptera; Formicidae
Exons: 4
Coding region: 1-2082 (693 amino acids)
Molecular function (GO): nucleic acid binding; zinc ion binding; protein binding
Source: RefSeq, a predicted model, not a curated record
AUGGCUAAUCUCAAUAUAAAAAAACCAGACGUAGUGGAGGGUGAGGGAGAGGUGGAGGCGGAGGCGUAUGCCUCUAUACUUUGUGGGCGGAACAUACCCAUAGCUGCGCCGUCUAACAGCGCAGCGGGACGGAUUCCGACGGCCGAGGCCACAGCGGAAUUAGAGAUGGCGUUCAAUGGCCCUCUUAGGGAUAAAGAUCUUGGGGCGACCUACGGCCCUGAGAGCACAGGGGAUUCGGCCGGGCCACCAUCAACCCAGUCAGGGCCCCCUGGAGUGGGAGCAUUCUCCCGUUAUGCCUAUUUAUUGAGGCUACGCGGGGGGGCGGAGUCAGAGGACUCGGACCACGAGGGGAGGGAGGAUGAACCCACAACCUCCACACGGGCGGAGGCGUCGAGCCGCUCUGGCACGGCAAAAAACAGGGUUGCACACACGGCGAAGGGCAAGAAGAGGAGGAUCGACUCCUCUGCCUCGUCCUCUGACCGCGAGAUGGAGGUUGUAGAAGAGCUCCCGGACACGGCCUCCUCCUCGGAGGGCGCCGUGGUGGUGGAGCAGGUGGCCAGGCUGCGGAAAGUGGCCCAGAGCUGCUCCAACCUUAAUGGAACUACGGUGGGUGCGCUGUGGAACGCCUCGGUACUCAUCUCUGCAGCUGCCACGGUACUGAACCAGCGAUCGCAGCAAACUGGUCACGUGGUGGCUGAGGCGGAAUGGGAAGACCUCAGGAAGGAGGUCCGCCUGCUGAAGGGAGACUUGACGCACCUUAGGGCCGAAAACGCAAGCUUCAGGUCCGAGAAUGAGGACCUGAAGGCUCAGGUUAAGAAGCUGGAGGAGGAGCGAGCUACAGCGGCGGCGAGGGCCCCUAGCCCUCAACCCCCAGCGCCCAGGUCGAGGAGCUUGGCGACGCUGCCGGCUAUUGUCAAUGGCCAUACGGCCAAGAGAAAGAAGAAGAAGAAGAGGAAGGGGAGGGAAGGUAGGGAGAGUUUCAAUCAGGAGGACCCUCCUACGCAGGGUGUUCCCCGUUCCGACACCCGGGAGAGAGCCCACUCGGGUCACACGGGUGGUCUGGAGGCCCAGAAAGAGGGCCCAAAACAAGGGGCGACCACCUCCACUCCUGAGACGGGGAAGGCGAAGGACAAGGAGACGGUCUCAACCCGUUCCUCCGCUCAGCCGCCCCAGGCUGAGGGGUGGAACAAGGUGGUCCCCUUGAAGAAGACAGGGGAUAGCAAACCCUCCCCGGACCCUGCUGGGAAAACGGGAGGGAAAAGUGUCCCACAUUUGAAGGCGCCAACGUCGGCGGCGGUGUGCAUCACCUGCCCGGAAGGACAGUAUAGCGAGGUGAUGCGCACCGCCAGGAGUAGAAUUCCCCUCUCCGAGUUGGGGAUCAGCAACCUCAGAUGUAAAAGAGCUAUCGCCGGGGCUCUCAUUCUCGAGGUCUCCGGCUCGGAAGGCGAUAAACUCGCAAAUGCCCUGGCCGAAAGACUCAGGGUGGUGUUUGCGGGAGCAGAGGGGGUGAGGAUUUACCGCCCCUCGAAGAAGGCGGAGAUUCGCCUCCAUAAUUUGGAGGACUCGGUCACGGCCGCGGAAAUACCGGCGGCUGUGGCUGGCUCCUCGGGAGGCGAUCCCUCCGACGUGGGGUGGGGUGGGGGGUUGAGGAGAGCCCCUAACGGGCUAGCUACCGCUUGGAUCCAGUGCCCGGUCUCCGUGGCCAAAAAGGUCGCGGAGGCGGGCCGGAUCCAGGUCGGUUGGGGUCUGGCCCGGGCCGAGGUGCUGGCGGCAAGACCCCUGCAAUGCUUCCGCUGCUUGGAAGAGGGGCACGUCCGUCAGCACUGCCGCAGCGAGAUCAACCGAUCCGGUUUAUGCUACCGCUGCGGCGGCCCGGGUCACCAAGCCGCGGAGUGCACCGGACGCCUGUCGUGCCCGGUGUGCUCCACGGCCGAUAAAGAGGUGGCCCACAGGCUGGGAGGGGAGGCCUGCUUGGCCUUCCAGAAAAAUAAGGGAAUAGGGAGGAAGAACAAAGGGGCGGGGAAAGCCCGAACCUCGCCUUCCUCUCUACCCCACCAGGAAGGAAGCCAGCAGCGAUCCUAG